Molecule: messenger RNA, 7280 nt
Organism: Biomphalaria glabrata
Lineage: Eukaryota; Metazoa; Mollusca; Gastropoda; Planorbidae
Product: structural maintenance of chromosomes protein 3-like
Exons: 33
Coding region: 346-3948 (1200 amino acids)
Biological process (GO): mitotic sister chromatid cohesion
Cellular component (GO): chromosome
Molecular function (GO): double-stranded DNA binding; protein binding; ATP hydrolysis activity
Source: RefSeq, a predicted model, not a curated record
ACAAAUACUCCAGACUAGGUCUAAAAUAAAAGUAGACUUUAGAAAGAUCUAGAUCUAGACUAUAUUUCUAGAUCUACACCUUUUUAUAAUAAAAUAAUUUAAAUCUAUAGAUUUAAUUAAACCUUUACGGAAAAUAUAGAUCUAGAUUAAUCUAAUUUAAAAGAAUUCGAUCUCAUAGUUUAAUUCAUUUCAUUGCAAAGUUCUGCCAAAAAUUAUGGUGAUAUUUGCCGCCAUUUGUGAUGGCUUCCUUUAAUGAUUGAAGGUGUUUGUUUACAUUAAUUCGGCGUUAUUCAGGUCCUUAAGCAUCAACAAACAUUAAUGACUUGAUAUUAUAACGUUAAUAGGAUGUAUAUUAAACAGGUUAUUAUACAAGGUUUCCGGAGUUACCGGGAUCAAACUGUUGUUGAACCAUUUAGCUCAAAACAUAACGUUAUAGUUGGUAGAAAUGGAUCAGGCAAAAGCAAUUUCUUCUAUGCCAUCCAGUUUGUGUUAUCUGAUGAAUUCAGUCACAUGCGACCUGAUCAGAGACAGGCAUUACUGCAUGAAGGCACCGGCCCUAGAGUUAUUAGCGCUUUUGUGGAAAUUAUAUUUGAUAACUCAGACAACAGAAUUCCAAUUGAAAAAGAUGAAGUUGUGCUUAGAAGAGUUAUUGGUUCAAAGAAAGACCAAUACUUUCUGGACAAGAAAAUGGUUACAAAAUCUGAUGUAAUGAAUCUGCUUGAGAGUGCUGGAUUUUCAAGAAGUAACCCAUACUACAUUGUAAAACAAGGAAAAAUUAAUCAGAUGGCAACUGCUCCUGAUUCUCAGCGCUUGAAACUUCUAAGAGAAGUAGCUGGAACUAAAGUAUAUGACGAGCGCAAAGAAGAAAGUAAUGGAAUAUUACAAGAAACAGAUGGUAAGAGAGAGAAAAUCAAUGAUCUCCUCAAGUACAUUGAAGAAAGACUUAAUACUCUUGAAGGGGAGAAAGAAGAACUAAAAGAGUAUCAAAAAUGGGAUAAAAUGCGCAGGUCAUUAGAGUACACUAUUCAUGAUCAUGAAUUGAAAGAUACAAGAAAAAAGUUAGAUGAACUUCAGUCUAAAAGAGACAACAGUGGGGCCAACAGUACAGCUCUGAGAGAUGAGUUAACAGCAGCUAAUGAUAAAGUUAAAACAAUAAACAAAGAUUUGAAAGAGCUAAAAGCAAGAAUGCAAGCGGCACUAGAAGAAAAAGAUAGUCUGUCUGCUGAAUAUCAAGAAUUGACCAAGAAAAACUCCAAACUAGAACUAAGCAUUAGAGAUAUUAUUGAAGAUCAAAAAGGGAACCAGAACCAACGGGCAAAAGCUGAAGCAGAGCUGGCCAAAGUCAAUGAAAAGAUUAUCAAAACCCAAGCUCAAUAUGAAGCCAUUUGUCAGGAGUACCAAAAUAAACUUGAUAAUGAAGAAAUAUGUUCAGCUAGACUUGCUGAAGCUGAUCAAAAAAGAAAAGAACUCUAUGCCAAACAGGGUAGAGGUAGUCACUUUCAGUCAAGAGAAGACAGGGACAACUGGAUUAAAAAAGAAUUAAAGUCUUUGAAUAAAGCCAUCAAAGACAAGGAAGAGCAGAUUAGUAGAUUGCGUGAUGCUCAGCAACAAGGUCAGGGACAGACUACCAAUCUAAUGAAAGAAAUUGCUGACCUGGAAAAAGAUUUAGAAAACAGAAAGCAGGGUAUUGAAGAUAAUAAUAGAAAGUUUGCAGAGAUGAAAGCUGAUAAAGAUGCAAAACAAAAUAUUAGAAAUACAUUAUGGCGUCAAGAAAAUACACUACAGCAGCAGCUAACCACUACAACAGAAGAGCUGAACAAAAGACUUCAAGGCUUACGCUCUCUCACUGGAAAAGGGAUGUUAAAUGGCAUUGAUAGUAUACAGAAAGUAUUACAGUCCUUCCGAGAGCAAAACAAGUAUCCUGAGGUCUGUGAUGGUUACCAUGGUCUACUGAUUGAAGCUUUUGAGUGUGAAAAAGUUUACUACACAUGUGUUGAAGUCACUGCUGGCUCUCGUUUGUUUCAUCACAUUGUAGAUACAGAUCGUACAGGAACAAUAUUGUUAAAAGAGAUGAACAGGCUUCACUUACCUGGAGAAGUAACAUUCAUGCCAUUGAACAGGCUAGAAAAUAAAGAUACACCUUAUCCAGAUACUUCAGAUGCUGUUGCUAUGAUUAAAAAACUUCAGUUUGACAAAAUGUUUGAUCCAGCUAUUAAACAUGUUUUUGGAAAAACAUUGAUAGCCAGAAACAUGGAAGUUGCAACGCAGUUUGCCCGUACUCAGAAUCUAGACUGUAUCACUUUAGAAGGUGACCAAGUUAGUCGAAGAGGUGCAUUAACAGGUGGUUAUUAUGACACCCGUCGUUCACGACUUGACCUACAGAAAAGUAAAGUUGAAUUAACAGAAGCCAAGCAGCAACAAGAAAUGGAAUACCAGAGUCACAGAGUAGAACUGGAGAAAGUGGAGCAAUAUAUCACUAACCUUCUUUCUGAAAUGCAGAAAUUAGAAACCAAAAAUAGUAAAAACAAAGAUGCUUAUGAAAAAGUUCAAGCAGAUUUGAGAUUAAAAAAAGAAGAAUUGGCCUCAUUACAAAAUACCCAACCAUCCAGAGGCAAAAGUGUAGCUAGCCUAGAAUCUAGUUUGCAAGCGAUGAAAGGUCAAGCGGAGGCUCUAAAGGAAGAGCUAGGGACAGAGCUUCAGUCUCAGUUGAGUGUAGAAGAUCAAAAACAAGUAGACUUUUUAAAUGACCAAAUAAACAAACUAACUCAGGAGAAUAGGCAGGCUUGGCAGGAAAGGAUUAAACUUGAAACUGAGAAAAACAAAUUGGAAAAUGUACUCAACAACAAUUUAACAAAAAAACGUGAGAGACUUCAACAAGAUUUACGAGAAGUUAGUCUAGAGGAACAGGACAAAAGACUGACUACUUACAGAGCUGAUAAAGCAGAAGUAGAGAAACGAAUUGCAGAGUUAGAUACCCAGACAUCAGAAACUGACAGUAUGAUUGAAAAACUUAAUAAAGAACAAAAGCAACUACAAACACAGUUGGAGCUUUGGAGAGGUAAAGAAAGAGAUAUUCAGGAGAAAAUUGGAGAAGAUGCCAAAGAGCUAGAUAAAAUAUCACAGAAGCAAAGUUUAUUGAUUAAAAAGAAAGAAGAUUGCAUGAAAAAAAUCAGAGAAUUGGGAUCUCUUCCCUCAGAUGCAUUUGAGAAAUACCAAAAUAUGAAUUUGAAACAGCUGUUUAAGAAACUGGAAAGUUGUAACCAACAACUGAAGCGCUACAGCCAUGUAAAUAAAAAAGCUUUAGAUCAGUUUGUAAAUUUCUCUGAACAAAAAGAGAAAUUGAUGAAAAGAAAAGAGGAAUUAGACAGUGCACAACAGUCAAUCAUAGAUUUGAUGAAUGCACUUGAUCAUCGAAAGUAUGAAGCUAUUCAGCUUACUUUUAAGCAGGUUUCUCGUUACUUCAGUGAAAUCUUUAAGAAAUUAGUUCCUCAAGGUCAUGGUGUGUUGGUUAUGAAGAAAGGAGAAAUAGAGGGUGAUGGAGCUGAAGGUGACAUCCCCCUUGUAGAACAAUUUACAGGUGUUGGAAUUAAGGUUUCUUUCACUGGAAAUAAAGCAGAAAUGAGAGACAUGCAGCAACUUUCAGGUGGCCAGAAGUCAUUAGUCGCCCUGACUCUCAUUUUUGCAAUUCAGAAAUGUGAUCCUGCCCCCUUCUACCUGUUUGAUGAGAUUGACCAAGCCCUGGACUCAUCACAUAGGAAGGCUGUUGCUGACAUGAUCCAUGAACUAGCGCAAGAAGCUCAGUUUAUUACCACUACCUUCAGACCAGAGUUAUUAGAACAUGCUGAUAAAUUUUAUGGUGUUAAGUUUAGAAAUAAGGUGAGUCAUGUGGAAUGUGUAACAAGGGAAGAAGCAGAAGACUUUGUAGAAGAUGAUGCAACACAUGGUUAGAUGGGACAUCUUGGAAAGGCCAGUGACUUGUAAAAAAGAGAGGCUGCUGUUGUAUGACUGUGCAGGCUGACUGAUCAAUUGUUAAUAUUGGCUGUUUUAAAUCCAUCAUUAGCAGCAACAUUUCAGUUGAAAACUUGUAUUCCCAAAAUGUCCUUAGCAGACAAGUUUGGGAGUUAUUAUAAAUUAAUAUUUUUUAAUUAUUUUUUUUUAGAAUGUUUGUUCUUAUCAACAUUUUGUGUGUUCUUAUAGUCUGUAUGCUCUGCUAGUUGAAUGAUUGAACAGAUUAAGUUAGAUAUAACUGACACCAGGAAUCGCUUGUCACUAGAAUUAAGUGCCAUACUUGCUAUGAAAGUUUUAUCGAACUCUGAUAUAAAAAGGAAAAAUCUAGUCUUCAUUACGUCUUGAAUUCUUGGAAAUAUUUUGAUGUCACUCUUAGUUCAGUUCCAUGAUAAACUGAGUGGCUAUUGAUUGCUACAUUGUGAACUCUAGGCAAUAAUUUCAAUAGUAUCUUCACUGCAAUUUUGAUUGUGACUGUUUGUUUAUUUGUAUACUUAGUUGUCAAUUUGUGUUUCUUCUUGAAUGGAUAUGUUCUAUAGAAUCUAGUUUAUGUGGUGGAGCAUGCAGUUUCAGAUGUUUUACAAUGAUCUGCUUUUCUAUUAUUAUUUUUUUAAUGAUUCUUUUCUAAUUUUUCAUGACAGUUACCAAAACUGUUGGUAUUUACUGAUGCCUGAUAACAUUUCACUUUAUUAAAAAUAUAAUUUAUUUUUUAUAGACAAAAUACAUUUACUGAACUUGGAAGUUAAAAUAUAUAAAUUGCAUUUUUUGUGUGUGGCUUCUCAGUAAAAUGUCAACUAUUGAUUCUUUUAUUUUCUAGACACUUACCAUUUGGUCUCGAAGAAUUUAUUUGUUCCAAAUGUAUUUGAUAGAAUUGUUUUAUGUUCUGAGGAAAUAUUUUCUGCUUAUUUAUGUGUUUAUUUAUUAAGAAAUAACAAACGCUUUAAAAAGUAAAUAGAAAAAAGAAUAGAAAAAAUAGAAAGUCGCUUUCAGAAGAAGAAAAAAUAAGCAAUAAUCACUACAAUUCAAAAUUCAAUAUAUUUAGUGUACAUGCUACUGUCAAUAUUGAUGAAUAGUCUUACUAUGACCGAAUGAGACUAGUGAAGACCUUUCAACAUGUUUGCUGUCCUAAGUCCCAUUUGUAUAUUUGUCUAAAAACUUUUUAAUUGUGUACUUUUUUUUUUUUUUUUUUUUUUGGGACCACCUGUUGAAAAUGCUUUUAAUUAAUUUUUAAAAAUAACGUUUAUUGUUUUGGGAUCCAGAACACACAAUGUUAACAUUUUUAUGUUAUUCUAUGCUUGUUCUUAUUCUGAACAUAUAUUUUUAUAAUAAUUUUACUCUUGGACAUUUAGACAUUUUUAUAACAAAGCAGCAAGCCUUUGCAUAGUACUAGUAAACUGAGGAAAACAAAAAUACAAGAACACUACUACAUCAUAGACUAAAUCAUCACACUUUGAACAAAGUUUUAGUUUCAUGUUUGGUGGUUAGAAUUCACAGUGUCUACAAUUGAACUGAAGUUGUGUUUCAAUAUAUUUAUUAUUUAUAUCUGUGAAUAUAAUAUGUAGUCUCUUCACAACAUCUUAUUCUUGAUUACAGGUUUUUUUUUUUAUUGUGCAAGAAAUGAUAAUAUUUGUUGGUAAAGUUUUUGAAUUUUGUUCAGUGAUUUUUUUCCAUGCUAUAUUUUUUAAGGAGAAUGAUAGUAGUGGUAGAGUUACAUCUGUAGGCCACCUUUCAAAUAAUGUUUUGUUCAUACUUGCAUCAAGCUUCUGCUUCUUGUACUGUUUGGUUCAGAAUUGUUUCAACACUUCAGUUUGUCUAUGACUGGAUCAAAUGAUGGUAUAAUGUGCGAUGUACGUGUCCAGAUUAAGAUGGACUGUGUUUUGUGUCCAGAUUAAGAUGAACUGUAAGAUGUAUUGUGUCCAUAUUAUGAUACACUGUGAGAUGUAUUUGUGUCCAGAUUAUGAUACACUGUGAGAUGUAUUGUGUCCAGAUUAAGAUGGACUGCAAAAUGUAUUGUGUUCAGAUUAUGAUACAUUGUGAGAAAAUCUGUAAGAGAUAGUACCUGGUGCCUUUAUCUGAAUGUGUUAUGUUUGAACUUGCUGAAUGAAGGAGUCAUUUUGUCAUGCAUCCUGUUCUGUAUUUUAAUUUUUGUCCACAUAUGAUUGUCAUCUCUGUUGUCAUUCAUACUACAGUGUAUCAUCAUAUAGUUUUAAUAAACCCAUAACUUGUACAUAUAAAAUAUUAGAUAUCUUUUUAAUUGUUCAUGUUACCUUACCAAUACAUCAUUACAUAUUAUUGUCUUUAAUUCUGUAUAUAGUUAGUAUUAGUCUUCUUUUGAUUUUUGUCAGUACUGUGUAGGGCAUACACCUUUCAUUUAUCAGAUGCUUUGUUUUGUAGUGAUGGCCUUGUCUCAAGCACCCCCUCCUCCCCUGUUCAUGAGGUGUUAGCCUCUUCAAUUUAAAGAUAACUUGUUGAAAGAAUAAUUAAAAAAAAAAAAAAAAGAAUGGUCUGACUGUUCUGCCUUUUGGCAAGAUUUAUUUUUGAAAGGCAGCAAAUUGUAACUGAUACAUAUGGCAUUGUAUGUUCAACCAUACUCUAGUAGACUCAAUAUGGGUGUGUCUUGAUUGUGGGUGUGUCUAUAUGUUUUCAUUGUGGCCCCAGUGUUUUUCUUUCAUUACUGUGUCAGCUGACUACUGCCAAGGUAUAUACAUAUAUAUUUAUAAUAAAACCUGUAUUGUCAAUGUUGAGAUAAUUAAAUUGCACAAUGUAACAAUGGAGCGUCAUAAUCUAUUAGCUGUGUUCUGACCCCCCCCCCCUUUCUUGAUGUAUGAAGAAAUUAAAAGAGACUAAAAGAGGAAGUUUUUAUUUCAUUGUGAUUUAGUGUGUCCCCCCCCCCCCUUCUUUUUCCCCUCAAUGUAAAUAUGUAUAUAGUUAUUGUUUCACUUUUGAUGAGUUUCCCAUCACAGUUGCUUGCAUUGUUUCCAGCCACGGACUGGGGACUGAAUCAAUGGAGAGAACUACGUGUUCUGUGCUGUUUAUAUCAUUUGAUUGGCUGUAGAAUAUUGAGAUCAUCCUCAUCCUUGAUAUUUCUUUUGGUAGUGUUUCUGUGUUAGUAAUUUGUACAGUUUGUUCCUUUAUUUUGGAAAGUUGACAUUUUAUUUUUGGUAUUCUUUUUUUUUUUGUUUCUUUCCUUUUCAUUUCAAUGUAAAGAUCUAUACAUUUGAUUUUAUUUAAGAUGGAAUUAUAAUAAAUAUUUGAAUAUUAUUUCAAAAGUGAAA